CAACAGUUCUGCCUUCAUAGUGAUUACAGUAUCUACAGACGGAGACAGACAAGGAAGGAUUCCAGCCGCCAGAGAUGGGCGCCCGGCCCUCGCGCAGGCGGACGCCCGCGGACCCGCCCAUAGCCUUGGACGCGCUGCCCCCAGAGCUGCUGGUGCAGGUGCUGAGCCACCUGCCGCCGCGCACCUUGGUGAUGCGCUGCCGCUCCGUGUGCCGCGCGUGGCGCGACGUGGUGGACGGGCCCACAGUGUGGCUGCUGCAGUUGGCUCGCGACCGCAGCGCCGAGGGCCGCGCACUCUACGCGGUUGCCCAGCGCUUCCCGCCCAAUCGCGAGGACGAGGAGGAGUUCCCGCUGUGCGCCCUGGCGCGCUACUGCCUGCGAGCGCCUCUCCGCCGAAACCUCAUCUUCAACUCCUGCGGAGAGCAGGGCUUCAGAGGCUGGGAGGUGGAACACGGCGGGAAUGGCUGGGCCGUGGAAAAGAACCUGACCCUGGUGCCGGGGGCUCCUUCCCAGACCUGUUUCGUGACUUCUUUCGAAUGGUGCUUCAAGCGGCAGAUUGUGGACUUGGUGAUGGAGGGGGUGUGGCAGGAGCUGCUGGACAGCGCCCAGAUUGAGAUCUGUGUGGCUGACUGGUGGGGCGCCCGAGAGAACUGCGGCUGCAUCUACCGGCUCCGGGUCCGCCUUCUGGACGUGUACGAAAAUGAAGUGGUCAAGUUCUCGGCCUCACCCAACCCGGUCCUUCAGUGGACUGAGAGAGGCUACCGACAGGUCUCCCACGUCUUCACCAACUUUGGCCAAGGCAUCCGAUACGUGUCUUUUGAGCAGUAUGGGAGAGACACUCGCUCCUGGGUGGGACACUACGGCGCCCUCGUGACGCACUCCAGCGUGAGAGUCAGGAUCCGCUUGUCCUAGCGGCCAGCCCACCAGCCUGAUCAGGCCUCUUAGGACCUACUGCCACCUGCCCGACAUCAUUGCCAAUCCAGGGCAGCUUUGCAGCCAGGAGCCGGGGAUCCCCGCCAGCCUCCAGCAAGCCUCGUGCUCCUGCUUCAGAAUGGCGGCCCACAUGCUGCUCAAGAAACCAGGUAUCCAACUGGGCUGUUCACAGCUUCCCGAGUCAGGGGGUUCAGGGAAUAACUGAGACUUUUCAUUAAUUUGCCAGCAAAUUGUUUUCUCAUGUGUGGAUGUCAGCUGAUAGACUGAGUCAAAAAACAAACAGGAUUGCAGAGGGUGAAAGCUGCUGAAACCUGGGACGGGGACUCGUUGGCAUGUCUCCAGGGUACGCGGAUUGCUAGCGGGGAGCAGAGGCGUCAGAAAAGCCUGCCCUUGAAGGGACCAACAGGGACAUCGAAGGGAACCCUUUCUGCUGUUUUGGGGAGUCUCUGGGAUUCCGCUGUGGGGCCUGUGCAACCUUGUUCAGCAGUGCCCCAUCAGCACCCCCCUUUGGGCUAGACUGGCAGUUUCUUACAGAAUCUGAGACCAGGUCUGUGCUGUGCCCUUCACCCACACCUCCUGCCCCUGCCUCAGGGACAGCUUGGCUCCUGUAAGGCAACGCCUUCCUUUUCUCUGUUCAAGCCCACCUGCCUACAAACUCCAGGAGCAAGGAGCGUCGUGAGUAGUUAAGUGACAUGGAGUCCUGUCCCGAUUCCUCUCGUGCCUCCCACUCUUUCCCUAUGUGGCCAAAGCCACCAAACUAACUCAAUAAAAUUGGUGCUACAUGUGAGGCGA
Molecule: messenger RNA, 1724 nt
Organism: Eptesicus fuscus (big brown bat)
Lineage: Eukaryota; Metazoa; Chordata; Mammalia; Chiroptera; Vespertilionidae
Gene: FBXO17
Product: F-box protein 17
Exons: 6
Coding region: 75-911 (278 amino acids)
Biological process (GO): glycoprotein catabolic process; SCF-dependent proteasomal ubiquitin-dependent protein catabolic process
Cellular component (GO): SCF ubiquitin ligase complex; cytoplasm
Molecular function (GO): ubiquitin protein ligase activity; protein binding
Source: RefSeq, a predicted model, not a curated record